Messenger RNA from Danaus chrysippus (African queen), 1755 nucleotides. The record is from the annotation of a GenBank genome assembly. Lineage: Eukaryota; Metazoa; Arthropoda; Insecta; Lepidoptera; Nymphalidae.
AUGUCGUCGUUAGGCGGUCAGUGGCGUGUUAUUCGACACUAUCUGUCUAUGAGUAAUUUGAAUGCUGAAGUAGAAAAACUUGUACAAAGAAUAAAGCCAGCAACACCCGAACAAUGGGAAAAUUUAAUAAAGAAAUUUGAACGGGCGGUUACAUCGAAGUUGAGCUACGACGUAAAAAACGAGCCUAAGUUUUUGGAAAACAAAGUUUAUACAACAACUGUACAAGAAGCAGACACUAAGGUAGCCGUCAAGGAAAAGGUUGUAAAAGAUGAAAAGACUAAUCAGGACGGCUUAACGAUAGGUUCGGAUGCAAAGGAAAUCACCUUCAAAGGUUUCUGGGAAGGUUUGAAGUUGAAAAAGGAUUUGCACUUCGGCAACAUAUCGGAAUCUAACUGGAAAACUAACAAACCAAUUGUCUCCAAGACAUCAAUACAUUCCCGAACCGCUUAUGUUAUAUCGGCAAUAGUGAUGGCCGAGACUCCGGAAUGUUUGCUUAAAAGAAGCGAACACUUCAUAGAACACCUACAACAGUAUCCCGAAGCUAGAGAUUAUGCUAUAAAGGAAGGUGCCGUCAGAGCAUUUCUUAGAGUACAGCAUAAAUUAAAGAAAAAUAUUGAUGUUCCGAUAAACAAAGAAGUCAAUGGAAUUGUAAAUGAGGCCCUCGCCCUAUUAGGUCAUACGGGUCCUUUAAAGAGUCGCGGUCCCAAUAUUCUGUCAAUAGAUGGCGGUGGCAUCAGGGGAAUUAUCGCCAUAGAAAUAUUGAGACACCUAGAACGACUUACCGGCAAAAGAGUGCAAGAUUUAUUUGAUUACAUAAUAGGUGUUAGUACUGGUGCUAUAAUUGCUGCUGUAAUUGCGAGUGGUAUUGGCAACCUAGACACAGCUAAUCACAUGUACCAUACAUUAUCCAAACAAAUGUUUGGCAACACUUCACUCAUCGGAGGUACCUCAAGAUUAGUUUGGACCCAUUCAUAUUAUGAUACAGAUGCCUGGGAAAAGUUAUUACAAGACAAUCUAAGGGAUUGUACGCUGACUGAAUGUAAUAGACAUGAUACGCCGAAGAUGGCGUUAGUAUCGUGUGUAGUAAACUCCGGGUCCCGCCUAGCUCCGUACCUUUUCCGUACGUACGAAUGCGGUUUCCGUGUACGUUCCGUAUUCGCUGGUAGCUCGAAAGCUCAAUUAUGGCAUGCCGUAAGAGCAUCGGCGGCAGCGCCUACAUAUUUUACGGAAUUCAGACUACAAGGACUAUUGCAUCAGGAUGGUGGCAUUAUGGUGAAUAAUCCAACCGGCGUUGGUCUUCACGAAGCGAAACUAUUAUUCGGUGCGGACACCAUCAAAAACGGUACAGUCAUAUCUGUAGGCACCGGUCAAGCUCUGAACAAACACUUGGACUACCAACUGUUAAGUAAAGGACUUGGCAAAGAAACUUCUGGAACAAGUUGGAAGGAUAAAUUCAAUAAAAUAUUAGAUUCAGCUACGGACACAGAAGGAGUGCAUUUAGUAAUGAAUGAUUUAUUACCACCCGGUAAUUAUUAUCGUUUCAAUCCACCAUUAAUGGAAGAGUGCGCCAUGGAUGAAAUAAAUCCUGAGAAAUUACAAAACAUGAUAACAGAUACAAUGGCUUAUAUACGUCGGAAUCAACACAAGUUUGAGCAAGCAGCUGCCAUGUUGGUUAGAAAAAGGACAGCUACACAGAAAAUAAUGGAUUAUUUGACACAUAGAAGCCAAUUGAUGGGUAUAUCACAUGUCAAUUGA